AUGGCUUCUGUUAACAGAAUGUUACUACAGAAAACAUUUACCUGCAGCGUUUUAAAAACUUCUUUCAUCAAAGCUUUUUUAUCUCCAAAAGUGUGGUCGUUUGACACAUCAAGCCUCUUGAGAAAAUUGCCACAUCUCAAUUCCCAGAUUCAUUUAUAUUCAUCGGGCCCUGAAAGUACUGCAAACAUUCUUAGUCAGUCCAUGUUGAUUUUUCAAGAUGGAGUUGAUAUAGAGGAACUGCCAGUUCUAGUCAAACGAGCAACUAGUGAAUCGUUUCCGUUUACUUCACAUUCAUACACUGGUCAACAAUUUCAAGAAGAAACAGAGUUUGAUACAACUUUUCGACAAGAUCUGUGUAACUGUUAUUCUGUGAAUGAUGUAUUCAGGUUACUUGAAGUGCCCUCUGACAAAGUUCGAGGCAUAUCAGCAUCGCUUGCACUCCAGAAACUACAUGUAUUAAAAUAUCUCAACACAGACUGGCACCAGAUCCAUUCUUUUAUUCGUUCAGCUGUUAUGCGAGAGCUUUAUGACACAGUUCAGCAAGAUGUCAAGCUUUUGUCCAACAGCACUCUUAUUUCACUGGUGGAGUGUUAUGUUGCUACAGAUGGCUUUAGUUUGAUGUGUAUAGAUGGCAUUAAUUUGGAAAUCCAGUCACGGUUAGGGGAUGGCAUACUUUCUGUAGAAGAACUGUUAAAUCUUUCACAGGUACUAAGCAAACAUUCAGGGAUCAAUCAUAAACCAUCUGUCAGUGGUGUCAAGAUUUCACCUGUCAGCAUUGUCUCAGAAAACUCAUCUAGAUUGUUAUCAAAUGAUGGAGAUGAACAGCAAGUUAAAGUUGACAGUUUUGACAAGUACUGCUCCAAAGCUGGUCCUCAAGUCAGGACAGAAAUUCAUUCAAGAUGUUCUCAACUUCGUGAUCAUGUUUGGGUGCAUUUAACCUCCAGGUAUCAAGAUAUAGAUGAGAACACAUUCGCCCACAUACUUCAGGCACUUACAUGUGACAGGAAGAACUUGGUCAGUUUGCUGGAGAAAUCUUUGGCAAAGUAUUGGAUCUCUUUGUCUCCAGAAGAUGUUAAGACAAGUUUGGAUAACCUUGUUCGUUUACGAGCCAACAGCACAGUUAUUAUGACUUAUUUUGGACGGUGGGCUUAUGUGAACAUCCAUCAGAUGUCAUUACCACUGCUGCUGUCAUUUUUGAAUGCAUACAUUCACUUUGGCUUCCUGAAUGAAAAUCUUGUGAAGGUGAUGGAGAGAUGCCUCAGCCUGAAGGGUCAAUUGAUACACACUGAUGUGCUUGCCUUAUGCGUGGAGUACUGCAGGUCAUGUCAGUACCUGUCUCCUUUGGUGAUGGAUGCAGCUGCCAGCCACUUUACCCAGUAUGCAUACUCAUAUGAGCCUCUACAGCUGUUCGUGGUGUUGAGGGCAUUUGGGCAACUCAAUUAUUUACCAGCACAGACAUCUGCUUUCCUGAAAAAGGUGGAAUCUUGUUUGUGGGAUCGUUUUGAUCAAAUGCAGGAGACACAACUGCUAGAAAUUUUGGGCUCCUUCACAUUUUUAGACAUACUUCCCAAAAAUUUUCACAUGCGAGUGUCUGAUCAUGUCUUUCUAGACAGAAUCAGAAGGCUAAACAACGCCAACAAGUCAGCAGCUUUUAUGUGGCUGGGUAUCCUGAAAAAUGCAUUUGCUCUCAACACAAGCCAGGAUUUAGAGAAAAAUCACAAAUGGUUGUUGGCCAGGAAUGUUAAAUACUCUCCUUUAUAUCAUGAUGAUCAAAAGACUUCACUAUUGGCUGUCAGGUUUACCAUCAGUCAACUUUUGGGCCAUCAUCACCAUCAUGUGCUCCCAGUUUAUGGAUGUUGUGCUGUCUACCUCAGUAGUGAUGGUUUGCCUCUGAAGAUUACAAGUGUUGACAACAGUUGUGUGAUUGAAGGUCAAGUAGCUAAAAAACUUGCAAUUCUGCUACGAACAUCUGACCAUUUCACAGUCAACACACAACAACUACUGGGAGUACACGCACAGAAACAGAAACAUCUGCACAAGUUAGGCUUUUCUAUUGUUGAGGUACGGGCUGGCCAUUUUAUGUACACCUGGCGACACUCAUUCAGCGCUGGUGCAUCCCUUAUCAAGGCCUGCUUGAUGCCACACAUUAAUUUCAGCAAAUUGAAACAUGAGACUUACCUUGCAGACAAACACUUCCAUGGCAGCUUGACUAAAGAAGAUGCAUUCUGGUCUUGGCGGAGUAAUAAUGGGGAUGAUUUGAUUGCUGACGACGAUGCCUUGUUUUCAGGGUCAUCAACUAGUAGAAAGGACGGGGGUGUUUCAGUCUGUGAUAGUGGCCUUCUCAAUGAGAAGUCUGUUGAAGAUGACAAGACAACUGAGGAGCCUGACUAA
Candidula unifasciata is the source of this 2391-nucleotide messenger RNA. The record is from the annotation of a GenBank genome assembly. Lineage: Eukaryota; Metazoa; Mollusca; Gastropoda; Stylommatophora; Geomitridae.